Penicillium mononematosum is the source of this 1746-nucleotide messenger RNA. RefSeq lists its product as uncharacterized. The record is from RefSeq and is a predicted model, not a curated record. NCBI's taxonomy places the organism in Eukaryota, Fungi, Ascomycota, Eurotiomycetes, Eurotiales, Aspergillaceae. The transcript has 3 exons. The coding region runs from base 1 to 1746 and encodes 581 amino acids.
AUGGUUGGGAUUCAUGGCGAGUACGUGCAAGUCGUACCUCGUUUUGAUGGCCUGCCGUACCAUUCAGACAAACUCGACCAACUUUCCAAUGAUCCGGUCCUUGGGAUUCUUCAAUUUACUUUCAAUCCCGAGGUCGACGUCUCUGAUGCAUCACAGCGUGCAUCAAUACUCUGGCAGAAGUCUUUACGCUUUGUUUCGACUAUCCCUGGUUUUCAAAGUCUCUAUUGGUCAUCAGUGAGCGAUGUCUCGCCGUGUCAGCAGAUUAUCGUACUGAUCCAGUGGGAAAACGUGCUUGGCUGGGGACUAUUCCAAUCUUCUCUUGGCUUUAGCAUGAUGCUGGGAUAUAUAUCCCAAGCCUCCAACCGUUGCGUCCAACUUGAUGUGCCCCUCGACAUCCCUGACUCAUGUCACCUCGAGCUGGUCUCCUUUCAGUUUCCAGUAGCUCUAUCUGUUUCUCAGCUGGACGAGAAAGCUGGCUUCAAAGCUAAAUGGGGAAACGCAUUUCCUAAACCUGUCAAUGGGAUUAUUCCUAGCUCCGAAUUAGCUCACGCCUGUGGGCAAUGGCUACAAAGAGAUAAAGAAUCGGAGGACCAGUUUUUCAUUGGCCUGCUCUUUUGGAACUCGACCCCCCAAUUUGAGGGUCAUCUGCAGCUUCGAGGGGAGGGCAGUCAAAAUCUCACAAAACAUAUAGCAGAGCUGAUCGAAGAUGCGAUGCAUGUGGUCUCGGCUUGCACAGGCCAGCUCAAUCACGUAUCGGGUGAUCCUCUGCCAGACUCCGCGCAGUGCCAAAUCAAGCAUCAGGCUUUCCACGCAGAUGUCAAGCCAAUAUACAGCGCCAAAGAAGAUCAAAAUGAGUCCGGGAAAGAUAAGUAUCAUGUGGAAAGUAUGUCCCAGGCGCGAAGAAAGCCACGGGAACGCAUAGCUGCUGGGCCCGCCGGGGCAUGGUACAUGAUGGCACACAUCUCUCAGCAUCAUCUACCCCGUCAAAUGAACAGGUCAGAGGUGGAUGUCAUUCAAAUGAUUUCUUUCCGUGCUCAGCGUGGAAACACAGAGGUGCAAAGUCAACUUGAAGCACUUCGUGUGAAAUUACGGAAACUAGGGGAUUGCCCCCCCACUCGCUUGGGGCAAGAAUGCGAAGCUCGACUGCAAGAAUAUCUUCAUGAUUUCUCGGUUGGAUGCGGAAAUUCUAUCCAGGAGCUAUCCUACAGAAGAACAGCAGGCCCGCGGAGCCUGGACAGUCUUUCCAAUGCGGACAUAACCAAUUUCCAUGUCUCCGUGAAUAAGAAUGACCGACGUUCAUUUGAAUAUGCCAUGAACAAUUACAGGCAGACUUUGAUCCAGCAAGUCAUCCAAGGGGGCCAAACUUCUCCAUGGUCCGCUUUCAUUACCAAUUGCGGUGCGUGGGCUCCGGAUCAACAUUGCGCGCACAGAGACAAGGAACCCGGAACGAAGAAGUUUGUCUCAGUGUUUCGUUGCGAGAUGGAAGGGGCAAGAGAAGAGUGGUACGGUGAUUUCGCUAAACGAUCUCGAACUCAGUAUGAUCUCCUGGGUCAUAUCACUGACUGGCUGCGGACGUUAUCGACGAGUAUUGAGAACCACUAUGUCGUCUUCGAAAAGCCAGAUCCUUGGAUGAUCACCGAUAUGGCGGAAAAGAAGGAGCGUGAGAAGUCAAUCCUUCCACCGUCGAUUUUCGAUAUCCCCUGGGCUACUCAAAAAAUCCCCUCGCCAGAUUUCCAACCUUUCUAG